UCUUGGAAAGCUGAUAAAACCCAUUCAAUCAGAAACCCAGAUGAGGAUUUUCUGCAAUUCUGGUCAAUUCUGGUCUCUGAUGAAGAUUCCUUAGGACCUGUAGCAGCUGAUACAUCUUCACUUUCUGGGUUCUGGAGCUAAAUUCCAUUCUCUUAUUAUUGUUAUUAUGGACACCAAUAGAAUGCCUGGAGGAAUGAUUCCGGGCAUGGCUUCUGGAAUGCUGGGUUUAGAGGUACCUCUGCAUCAAAAUCAUCCACAACAGCAGCAACAGAUGAUGAGCUUCUCCACUCACGACAAUGAUCUUCACUCGCAAUCUCAACAAACAGUAAUGAAACAGCAAUCCUAUCCUUACAACACCAAAGACAAGCAGCAGCAGCAGCAACAACAACAACAAUGGAGUGACGAAGAUGAGCCCGGCUUUACCGGCGACGAUGGCGGCGGAGGAGAUGCGAAGAAACGAACAUCGCCAUGGCAGAGGAUGAAAUGGACCGACAACAUGGUGAAGCUCCUCAUCAUGGUUGUCUUCUAUAUCGGCGAUGAUGCUGGCGGCGAAGCCUCCGACCCUUCCGGAACAGGGAAAAAGAAGUCCGGUGGGUUGUUGCAGAAGAAAGGAAAGUGGAAAACUGUAUCCAAGGCGAUGAUGGAGAAGGGUUUCUAUGUUUCUCCACAGCAGUGCGAAGACAAGUUUAAUGAUCUCAAUAAGAGGUAUAAGAGGGUUAACGAUAUCCUCGGAAAGGGAACGGCUUGUAAGGUUGUGGAGAACCAGAGCUUACUAGAUACCAUGGAUAAUAUAUCUCCUAAGAUGAAGAAGGAGGUAAGAAAGCUACUCAAUUCCAAGCAUCUCUUCUUCAGGGAGAUGUGUGCUUACCACAACAGCUGCGGUGCUGUCGGUGGCGGUGCCGCUUCAUCUGCCCAUCAGUCUGCCGCCGAGGCAGCCGUGGAACCUACCCAUCAUCAUCCAUCGCAGCAACGCUGCUUACAUUCUUCGGAAGCUAAUGCCAUUCUUGCUAAUUCAAGAGUCAGGGUUGAAGCAGAGGGAUUGAAUUUGAAGGUGGGUAGGGGAGGAAGCCGGGAAGAAGAAGGGGAUGACGAAGAUGACGACGACGAUGAUGAGGAUGACGACGAGGAUGAGGAGGAGGAAGAAGAAGAAGAAGAGACAGAAGAAAGUAGGGGUCACAAGAAUCAGAAUGGAUACAGAGGAGGAGCGGAAGAAGAGGUAUUGCGGUCGAAGAAGAGGCAGAGAAGAGGGGUUUUUGGUUCUUCUGCUUCUCCUCCAUCUUUGUCGCCUGCAAUGCAACAACUGAGCUCGGAGUUGUUGAAUGUGCUUCAAGAUGGGACAAAGAGUGAGUGGGAGCAGAGGCAGUGGAUGAGGAACAAAUCGUUGCAAUUGGAGGAACAAAGAGUGAGGUAUCAAUACGAAGCGUUCGAGCUGGAGAAGCAAAGAUUGAAAUGGAUGAAAUUUAGUGGUAAGAAGGAGAGGGAGAUGGAGAGAAUGAAGCUUAAUAAUGAUCGAACGAGACUUGAAAAUGAGAGAAUGGUUCUUCUCCUUCGUCAGAAAGAGCUUGAAUUGCUUGAUCUUCAGCAACAACAACAACAACAACAACAACAACAUCAGCAACUCUCAUCCAACAGAAGGCCUGACCCAUCUUCCAUCACUGGAUGAUUUUUGUUCCAUCUUCUAUUAAAGA
Molecule: messenger RNA, 1688 nt
Organism: Telopea speciosissima
Lineage: Eukaryota; Viridiplantae; Streptophyta; Magnoliopsida; Proteales; Proteaceae
Product: chromatin-remodeling ATPase INO80-like
Exons: 1
Coding region: 167-1663 (498 amino acids)
Source: RefSeq, a predicted model, not a curated record